GCUGAGGAUGUACAGUGGUGUGCUGUAAGGGUUAUUUAAGCGAAAUAUCUCUUUGUAACAAAAAUGGCGGAAUUUUAAACCAUAAUUACAUGCGCUAAAGAAAUUUUUGCAUCUUCAGAGAACUAAGAAGGGAUAAUAUUGAUGAAUAAUAACAGUUACUUAUAGGAAUAUGAGAGCCAUAUAUAUAGUAAACAUCUGGCUAGCAUGUGCUGUAUCAUGUUCGGCUGUGUUUGGUUUCAUCUUCAACAAUUCACCAAAAUUACACAAUGGCACUCUUAUCCCGUUAGAUCCCGAUGUUUGCACCUCACAGAAUAUCACAUUUACAUGUACGCUUCUAAGUACUCCAAAUCCUAGCAGCUCCAUUGGCUUCGCUGUGAAAAAUGAAAGUACGAAUAGGGAGUUUCUACCUGUGGACGAGGGAAGAAUAACUGUGAUAAAUGAGACCUCAUCAGAAUUUAAGAUUUACAACAUCAACGCCACAACUUACUUCUUUGUUAGAUGUUACUACUGGGAAACUUUUGGUAAUGUUGAUGAUACAUCCAAGCAGCUGGGUUAUACAUCUACAGCAUCUGUUUACCGUAAGCAUCUCAAGAUAGAUUCACUAAAAUUACACAAUGGCACUCUUGUCCCGUUAGAUCCCGAUGUUUGCACCUCACAAAAUAUCACAUUUACAUGUACGCUUCUAAGUACUCCAAAUCCUAGCAGCUCCAUUGGCUUCGCUGUGAAAAAUGAAAGUACGAAUAAGGAGUUUCUACCUGUGGACGAGGGAAGAAUAACUGUGAUAAAUGAGACCUCAUCAGAAUUUAAGAUUUACAACAUCAACGCCACAACUUACUUCUUUGUUAGAUGUUACUACUGGGAAACUUUUGGUAAUGUUGAUGAUACAUCCAAGCAGCUGGGUAAUACAUCUACAGCAUCUGUUUACCUUAUGCCUGAAAAAGUAGGACAUAUGGAUUGUAUUGUGAAAAACUACAUCGAUUCAAUGAGGUGUUCUUGGAAUUAUGGGGACAAAUAUAAAAGCGGCCAGUUACCAGAUGUAGAAUUUCAAUGGUAUGAAUUUAAUCUUUGCUAA
This is a messenger RNA of Mercenaria mercenaria, 1072 nucleotides long. RefSeq lists its product as uncharacterized. The transcript has 5 exons. The record is from RefSeq and is a predicted model, not a curated record. Lineage: Eukaryota; Metazoa; Mollusca; Bivalvia; Venerida; Veneridae. The coding region runs from base 170 to 1072 and encodes 300 amino acids.